CGCGGUGCAACCACAGAGGUCGCAGCGCGGCGGGAGUUGAGCGCGCGGCCGGCUCCCCAGGAGCCGGGCAUGGAGUAUCAGGAUGCCGUGCGCAUGCUCAACACCCUGCAGACCAACGCCAGCUACCUGGAGCAGGCGAAGCGCCAACGCGGGGACCCCCAGACACAGCUGGAAGCCAUGGAGCUGUACCUGGCACGGAGCGGCCUGCAGGUGGGGUCUUACCUGUCUGUCCAGGUGGAGGACCUCGACCGCCUGAACAUCAUCCACGUCACCGGGACCAAGGGGAAGGGCUCUACCUGUGCCUUCACUGAACGCAUCCUCCGAAACUAUGGGCUGAAGACGGGCUUCUUUAGCUCCCCUCACCUGGUGCAGGUGCGCGAGCGGAUCCGCAUCAACGGGCAGCCCAUCAGCCGCGAGCUGUUCACCAAGCACUUCUGGCGCCUCUACCAGCGGCUGGAGGAGACCAAGGAUGGCAGCUACGUCUCCAUGCCCGCCUACUUCCGCUUCCUCACGCUCAUGGCCUUCCACGUGUUCCUCCAAGAGAAGGUGGACCUGGCCGUGGUGGAAGUGGGCAUCGGCGGGGCCUACGACUGCACCAACAUCAUCAGGAAGCCAGUGGUGUGCGGCGUCUCCUCGCUUGGCGUGGACCACACCAGCAUCCUGGGGGACACGAUGGAGAAGAUUGCCUGGCAGAAGGGGGGCAUCUUCAAGCGUGGUGUCCCGGCCUUCACUGUGCUGCAGCCGGACGGGCCCCUGGCGGUGCUGCGGGAUCGAGCCCAGCAGAUUUCGUGUCCUCUCUACCUGUGCCCGCCACUGGAAGCCUUGGAGGACGGCGGGCCGCCGCUGAGCCUGGGGCUGGAGGGGGAGCACCAACGGUCCAAUGCCGCCUUGGCCUUGCAGCUGGCCCACUGCUGGCUGCAGCAGCAAGACCACCAGGACGUCGGGGAGCUGACGGCUUCGUCCAGGCCCAGCGUCAUGCGGCAGCUGCCUCUGGCGCCCGCAUUCCAGCCCACAGCCCGCAUGCGCCAUGGGCUUCGGGACACGGAGUGGCUGGGCCGCACGCAGGUGUUGCGUCGGGGGCCCCUCACCUGGUACCUGGACGGUGCGCACACCACCAGCAGCGUGCAGGCCUGCGUGCGGUGGUUCCUCGCAGCGCUGCGGCACCAGGAGAGGCAGAGCACUGGCCCUGAAGUGAGAGUGCUGCUCUUCAACUCCACCGGGGACCGGGACCCAGCGGCCCUGCUGAAGGUGCUGCAGCCCUGCCAAUUUGACUAUGCCGUCUUCUGCCCCAACCUGACCGAGAGGUCGCUCUCCGGCGAUGCAGACCAGCAGAACUUCAUGGUGACGCUGGACCAGGUGCUGCACCGCUGCCUGGAACACCAGCAGCACUGGAGCCGCCUGGACGACGGCGGCCGGAGCGCCCCCAGCCCUGAGCCCGCCGGGCCCAAGCCCCUGCUGCUGGCGCCGCCCCCGGCCCGCCCCGGCCGCAGCACCUCCCUGGUCUUCGGCUGCAUCUCACACGCCUUGCAGUGGAUUAGCCAAGGCCGGGACCCUGUCUUCCAGCCCCCCAGCCCCCCAGGGGGCCGCCCCCCCUUCCCCGUGGCUGGCAGCAAGACCAGGCUGCUCCGCGAGGCCGCUGCCAUCCACGUGCUGGUCACGGGCAGCUUGCACCUGGUGGGUGGCGUCCUGAAGCUGCUGGACCCUUCCCUGUCGCAGUAGCCGAGGCCGUGGGGUUGGAGGUGGGGACCCCCACGCCUGCCCUGCAUUCUCCCCGCGAACUCAGACACCUGGUGCCUUUGACUGCUGCUGAGGCUGGGGGCAAGGAGGCCCCCCUCGGCCCCCUUCCCGGCCGGGAAGCGCCCAUGCGGCAGCCCUCCUGUCCCCCAGCUCGGCCCAGCUUACUCAGGAGCUGCCUGGCCAGGCCCAGGUCCUGCUGGCUGCCAGGCGGUAGACUUCCUCCGCCCAGUGCCUUCUGGGGAAGGACGGGGCCCUGUCUGGUUCUCCCUGGGGCCAGAUAGCUGAGUGAAUUAAAGCCUUUAACUUUUAUAAAGAACUGGCAAAGCUU
Oryctolagus cuniculus (rabbit) is the source of this 2065-nucleotide messenger RNA. The record is from RefSeq and is a predicted model, not a curated record. Lineage: Eukaryota; Metazoa; Chordata; Mammalia; Lagomorpha; Leporidae.